AAAGCUUGGAACUCCUGUAACCUGGCACCCAUGUUCUAGGAAGGUCCCAUACCAGGCUCACUUGCCUACAGACACAGAGACUUUAGGAUGUUCUCUUGUUGUUUUCCCAGGUACCGGGGCUCUGGAUGCCAGAAACCCCAGUGCACAGGAUUACUCAGAUGUUGGAGAGGUUUCCUUAACCCACGCUGGCGAUGCCUCAGGAUGUUUUCCGGGAGGUCACAUAAGAGCCACAUGCCACAGAUGGAGGACAAGCUGAAUGAGAGCCCCUGCUCUACUUCCCUGAAGGAAAGAAGGAAGCCCCAUGCCAUCAGGACGAAGCCCCGCUGGCUCAGGGGUAUGAACAUCUCACCCAUGCCCGACAAUGAGAACCGUGAGGAAGGGACCAUGGAAGGAGGCUGGAUGCUACUGGAACAGCGAGUGGAGCACCUGGUACCUGCUUUCCUGGGUAGAGACCCCUCCUACCUCUUCACAUUCUUGAGAACAUACAGAACAUUUGCUACCACCCAGCAGGUCCUGGAAAUACUGUUUAUGAGAUACGGAUGCUUCCAUUCAGAGGCUGAGGAGGAUGGCGGACCCCGGGAGCAGGAGAAACUGGCCAUCUCCUCCAUCCUGGGCACCUGGCUGGAUCACUACCCCGAGGACUUUUUCCAGCCUCCAGACUUCACCAGCUUGAAGUUGCUGCGGGCAUAUGUAGGGGUACACAUGCCGGGCUCCGAGCUGCAGCGCCGCGCCCGCCUUCUCUACUCAUGGCGGAAACACCCCAUGGCACCAGCUCCAGAGCCACGUUCAGACGUCCCUCAGGAGCGAGCCCCCGCUAUCUCCGUGGUACCCACUGCAGCCUCACGGCCCAGGCUGCCUGAAGCCACUAGUUCUCCUGGAGCUCAGCGUGUACGAGAAUCGGAGACCCUGACUGCAGUGUCCCCACCAGGGCAGGAAGUACUCCCAGCUCUGGCCGACAGUCAGGAGCUGGAAGAACCACCUGCCCCUUUGGUGGCCCCAGAGCAUGAGCAGCCCCCAGCCCCAGCCGGCAGGGUCACAGAAGGGCUGGAACAACCACCUCCUGCAGCUGAGCAACCAGCCUCAGCUCCCCAACAGCGGCUCAUGUCCGCUGCAGCCCCAAAGGAUGAAUUCCCUGACCUUGUCAUUGCAUUCUUUGUCAUUUCUGUAGUUCUUAUGGAGGUAUUUACUGUCCUUAUAUAUUAGUGUUUUAUAAAUAAAAGAUAAACUAAGUUCCAAACAAUUUACUCUGAUCCUUUGAAAUUACAACUUCAAGUGUCAGUACGUACAUUCGCAGGAUUUUACACCCGUGACCACUAUGUACUCCUAGAACAUUUCCAUCACAGAGACACAUGGACUACUAAUCACCCACGGCUCAUUCCCUCACCCCAGUCUCUGCAACCAGCGAUCUCGGUUUCUGCUGCUUUAGCUCCUCUGGGAUUUCCAUGUGUGUGCAAACACACAACAUGGCCUGUUGUGUCAGGCUACAUGACAGGAGACUGAUUAGUAAUUGCUUAAAUAUUCAAUGGCACUAAUAUUUUAGUGGAAUAUUCCACUCAAGGAAUCCACUAGAGGAAUAGUCCUCAAAGAACAAAGAUUAGGUGAAGCCCCCACUUGA
This is a messenger RNA of Prionailurus viverrinus (fishing cat), 1615 nucleotides long. Its product is annotated as ral guanine nucleotide dissociation stimulator-like. The coding region runs from base 88 to 1203 and encodes 371 amino acids. The transcript is spliced from 6 exons. The record is from RefSeq and is a predicted model, not a curated record. NCBI's taxonomy places the organism in Eukaryota, Metazoa, Chordata, Mammalia, Carnivora, Felidae.